CCUAUUCAUAUAUGAUUACUAUUGACUUCAUUUCAUUGUUAAAUUGUGACACAAAUAUUACUUUAUUAUUAUUGGUGUGUAAUUCCUAACAACGGUUUUAUUGAAAUACUGUGUAUUUUGUGACGACUCGGACGAAGAAGUUGACGACGAGGGCGACGACGAAGACGACGACAAAGAAGAAGACGCGGCCAUAAGAAUCCAAUCCCAAUACAGAGGAUAUAAGACAAGGAAAGAGUAUAAAGCAAACAAAAAAACCACAGAAGAAGCCGAAGAAGAAGAUAUCAUGAAAGCCGAAGAGGGUAAUAACGAGACGGACGAGCACAAGGCUGCGACCACAAUUCAGGCGGGCUUUAAGGGGUAUAAAGUGCGCAAAGAGAUCAAGAAACAGGGCUCAGGAGAUAAGGACUCGGCGGAGGGCUCGCCCGAGAAGAAGGCCGCCGACGAGCAGACAGUUGCCGAUGAAAUUGCCGAUAUAGACCUAAACGAUCCCGAGGUAGAGAAGGCGGCCAUCAAAAUACAGGACACGUUUAGGGGAUAUAAGAAACGACGGGAACCUAAUGACGACAAAUGAUUAGCCG
Medioppia subpectinata is the source of this 578-nucleotide messenger RNA. The record is from the annotation of a GenBank genome assembly. NCBI's taxonomy places the organism in Eukaryota, Metazoa, Arthropoda, Arachnida, Sarcoptiformes, Oppiidae.